This is a messenger RNA of Coccidioides posadasii C735 delta SOWgp, 2593 nucleotides long. RefSeq lists its product as uncharacterized. Gene Ontology annotation, biological process: division septum assembly. The record is from RefSeq and is a predicted model, not a curated record. Gene Ontology annotation, cellular component: division septum. NCBI's taxonomy places the organism in Eukaryota, Fungi, Ascomycota, Eurotiomycetes, Onygenales, Onygenaceae.
AACAGGGACUCGUCAACUAAGUUAAUCCGUGUGGGCCAAGCGGUCGUUUUCCUACCAACUUACUAGAGAGUACUGCGUACGGGGUACGAAUUUCCAAUUACAACCCCUGCCGUUCCAUUAUCCCUGGAAGAAGGCUGCUGCCAAAAGAGGUGCCGGACAGACAAAAAUAUCUUCGGCGCACUCACAUCUGCAGAUGCUCCAAAGAGUGUCGUCUCCCUCGCACUGCGUUUGAUCCCUACGCAGACUCCCUAUGAUGCUUGUUUCCUCGUCGACAUUUCCUGGUUACCUCUGAAUCCGUCGGACCCUGAGCCGUUUCGACCAUACCUACCCGCCCCCGUUCGCGUCUCCGCACUAAAGAGCGACCCUUGACUUAGCUCCUCCUCGUGCGCUGGAGCCAACGUUCACCCACACGCAGGGAUAGCCUCAUGCACCACGGUCGCCAGAACAGUUGAUCAUAUUAAUAAAGUUCAACAGCAGUCUCAGUUCGCGACGCGCAUCCCUAUCUCCGGCUCAUGGUGGCUUAAGAGGAACCUCUGGUUCAAAAAUGGCCGCAUUCGUGCGCGUGUCCGGGCCUCCGAACAGCAACUUUCUCGUCGGCUACCCUGGCAUAUCAGCAACUCUGCCCCGCAUCGAGGGAAAGGUUGAGAUACGACCCAGCGCUGGCAUAUCCGCCCCCGUUAACAUUUCCAUGGUCACAAUAUGUCUGCAGCGACGAGAGACGAUACAUCCCUCCGCGCACUCAGUAACGAAGAGACACCUCGCGGCGCCCCGCAAAGAGAUUACGGAUAUCGUUGGCAAAGAAAUGCUCCUCUUCCGUUGCCCGAUGGGCCGUGAUCAUGAAGAGAUUAUGGCGAUGGACCUCCCCUUCGUAUUAUUUAUACCGUUCGGCCGAGGCGGACAGGAAUCAUCUCGGAGACUACCGCCGCCCAGCUUACAGCUCCCCAGCCGGACCGCAGAGACAUUGUACGAGCUGGUGGUUAUGGUUCAACAAGGCCCGUCGGAACAGAAGAAGUAUGCAUUUCCUGUGCCGUUGGCGCGAUACGAUACUUUGUCAACAUUUGGGAUGUAUAACCGACCCGAAUCAUCGCAAAAGGUAUCGGACCAUUUGGUUACUCUGGGAAUAUCGUUACCGCGGUGGUCAUAUGGACCUCUCGACCCUGUUAGCGUAUAUGUGCAGCUUUCCCCGAACCCAGAUUGGAUAAGUAAAGCCCGAAAAGUCACAAUUCAAAAGCUUACCCUUACCAUCGACGAAGAGAUUAUUUACAACCAUGAGGGCGAUGAGCCUCAGCGCAAAGUGAAAACCUUGGCGAAGAGGUCAGAAAGCGUGGGUAUGAAACUGCCCGAAGCAGGGUAUAUCACGAAUCUGGGUCUGGUAUUCCCUGCGAGGGACCUACGCGAUUCAGAUGGCAUUCUACCGCGUUCAAAACCGGGCUUUCCAUUUUAUGCUGUCACUUCAUUUACCACAACCGCGUCACUAUAUAAAAUCGAAUAUUAUCUUACGGUCAAGGCCCAUUUAACUUCAGCUAAAGACAUAGUACUUCGCCAGCCCAUUGUCGUCUGUCCUCAGGAUCAUGUUGGAUGCAAAGAAGAAAUGGAAGCCAUCGAGCAGGCAGCUAGAGAAGCCAGGCAUAUUAAUCCCGAUAAUCCAAUGUUACCUUUGCCAACAAUAGUGCGAGCUCACGAUCCCUACGCAUUGAAUUACAUCAACGUAGCGAUUGUGGGCAAUGUGAAAAAGCCGUUGAUAGAUUGAAAUACUACAAGCCCGCACCUGGUCCUUGUGAUUUGACCAUCCGACCGAAAUUAACACGGCCCGCCCGUUUUCAUAACGUACAUUGAACGACUUAUGACUGAUUCACGACCCUCCUAACACCAACACCCUAGUGAUGGCCCGGCUCGGUAUUAUGAUGUCUCAUCACACCUAGCUGCUUAGCGCUUCUCUGCCGCUACCUCCGGUAUGAACGCGCGAUAAGUGUCAUGGUGAAAACCAAGUGUGCGAAGGGGUUUGGGAGCGCAGUGCAAUAUAGACACAUCGUUUCUAACCACCCUCACCUUGCUUAACCUUUCUAUGCCGACCGGCGCCGCCUUUGAUAUGACCUACCUUCGAUUUAUUUUUGGAACUCCUCAAACGGUCGGCGAUUUUAUCCUUUUAUCGGCGAACCCUACUCAUCGAACCAGAAAGCCUGUUUUCAUUCAUGCAUACGUACGUAUCCACUUUUGGGUCAGAUUUACCUGCUCUAUUGGCAAAGGAAUAUCCAGACGGGGCAUUUUACGGAUUUCUCCCUAUUGGCAUUAAUACUUUUCUUCUUGGGCCUGGUGGAAAAUCUGUUUUGCAUCUGGGAAUGUUACGGAGUGAAGGCGCUUUAUUUGACCCCCCCAUUGGCAAUUUUUUUUUUAUGGAGCUGGAGGGCGCGGAUUGAUUCCUAAUUCUCUUCUAUUGUUCACAAGUGUGGAUGCGAUAUCCUUGCUGUCUUUCUUGUCACAUCCCAAUAGGGACCUUAUCAUGAACAGCGACCAUGUUUUGUUCAGUGUGGUUGAGAUGAUGGUAUUUUACAAGACACAUGCAAUUACUACCGUUCUUGAGUGUAUGUCGAUU